Molecule: messenger RNA, 4143 nt
Organism: Myxocyprinus asiaticus (Chinese sucker)
Lineage: Eukaryota; Metazoa; Chordata; Actinopteri; Cypriniformes; Catostomidae
Product: bystin-like
Exons: 7
Coding region: 120-1424 (434 amino acids)
Biological process (GO): rRNA processing
Cellular component (GO): preribosome, small subunit precursor; nucleolus; cytoplasm
Molecular function (GO): snoRNA binding
Source: RefSeq, a predicted model, not a curated record
ACACAUACACACGCAGCGCCAUUUGCUUCAGACCCACGUGUGUUGUGCGCUCAACAGCGUGUUAUGAGUCCAUAUCGGAAUAAAUAAUAAUAUAUUUAUGAUAUUAAUAAAUAAUCAUCAUGCCGAAGGUGAAGAAGAGUAAGUCCGGACCGGUGCGCAGCGGUGCUGGUGCUGGUGCUGGUGUGUCUUUGGCGGAUCAGAUCCUGCAGGGAGAUUCGGUUCGGAUCAGCGGCCGUGUGAAGAACCGGAGCCGAACCCAUGAUGAAGAGCAGGAGUAUGUGGACGAGAAACUGUCCAGAAAGAUCCUCCAACAGGCUCGAAUCCAACAGGACGAACUGCAGACUGAGUUGGGACUCACACCAGAGACCAAGAGACAACCAGCUACUCAACUAGGUCCGAGCACACAGGAUGGAAACUCUGAUGAAGAGUGGCCAGCGUUGGGUGAAGCUGCUGAAGAGUCGAGCGCUGAGGUUCACGUGGACCCUGAAGAUGAGAGAGCCAUCCAGAUGUUUAUGAACAAGAACCCACCUGUCAGGCGUACGCUAGCGGACAUCAUCAUGGAGAAGAUCACAGAGAAACAGACUGAGGUGGGCACUGUGAUGUCAGAGGUGUCGGGUCGACCCGUCCCUCAGCUGGACCCCAGAGUCACAGAGGUGUACAGAGGAGUCAACAAGGUUUUGUCAAAGUAUCGCAGUGGAAAACUUCCCAAAGCAUUUAAAAUCAUUCCAGCACUGUCAAACUGGGAGCAGAUCCUGUAUCUCACCGAACCCGAGACAUGGACUGCUGCGGCGAUGUAUCAGGCCACGAGGAUUUUCUCAUCUAAUCUAAAGGAGCGCAUGGCUCAACGCUUCUAUAAUCUGGUGCUGUUGCCCAGAAUUCGUGACGACAUCGCCGAGUACAAACGGCUGAACUUUCACCUGUACAGCGCUCUAAAGAAAGCUCUGUUUAAACCUGGAGCGUGGUUUAAAGGAAUUCUGCUGCCGCUGUGUGAAUCGGGCACCUGCACACUAAGAGAAGCCAUCAUCAUCGGCAGCAUACUGACUAAAUGCUCCAUACCUGUGCUGCACUCCAGUGCUGCUAUGCUGAAAUUGGCAGAGAUGGAAUAUAACGGAGCCAACAGCAUUUUCCUGCGUCUGUUACUGGAUAAGAAAUACGCCCUGCCCUUCCGUGUGCUGGACGCUCUGGUCGCCCACUUCCUGACGUUCCGCACUGAGAAACGGACUCUGCCGGUGCUGUGGCAUCAGAGCUUACUGACGCUGGUUCAGCGUUAUAAAGCCGAUCUGCCCUCCGAACAGAAGGAGGCGCUGUUAGAACUGCUGAAGAUUCAAACGCACCCGCAGAUUUCCGCCGAAAUCAGACGAGAACUGCACAACGCCGAGACGCGAGACCUGGAAGACGCUACGCCCGCCAUGAACGUCGACUGACAGACUGUAGCCACAACUUAAAUAUACAAACACAAAAUUAUUUGCUUUAUUUGGUCACUGAUUACGUGAUGGAAUCUGGAUAUUUGCUAUAUGUGUCGCAGGAAGUGAUGCAAUAUUCAUAUUUUUGGACUAAGCCCAGCUUUUGUUGUAUUUACGGGGUAAUAAAAUCGUAUUGUAUGAAGUUCAGGCCUGCUUGUUUAUUAUUUAAGGAAUCAUACAGGUAUUUAAGGUGAUUUGUUGAGUUUGUUUGAAUGUAAAAUACUUUCUCAUAUCCCAGAAUAAUAUGCCGAUUGAACUGUGAGCCGUUUGUAGACCAUGUUGUAGUCAUUCACGUGCACUAAUGGCAGGAUUUGUGUGCAUUGUCCCAGCGGUGUGUGAAGAUCUGAUAGUAUGGACACAUCAGCAGAUUUUUUUGGCCUGCAGCUUCAGUUGAUCCUGGACUUUGUUGGCUGGAUAAGCUAGGAGCUGCGUUUGCCAACAUAUUAGCUUAAUCAGGAAGAUUUCCUUGGUUAACCAGCAUUAACAGAAACAAACAUGGUCAUCCAGCUUCAAUAGUUAAGUUUUGCUGGUGAACAACAUGGCGAUGAUGGUCCACCAGCCUAGACCAGCACCAAACCAGCCUAGACCAGCACCAAACCAGCUUAGACCGGGGCCUGUGUUAAGGCUAUGGUAGACAUUUUCCUGCGUGCCGUUUACUCUUUUGACCAUGAGCCAAAUUGCAAUUGUUCGGAGCAUGCGCACUACGUCAGCUUUGUGAUUAGCGCAUUCAGUCUGCGCGUCCUGUGCUAACCACAAAUUUUUCAUCUAGUGUACUGUGGGCGAGACGUAGAGGCACAUGGUUUAGCACAAUCAAUGGUAGUUGCAGACAACGCCAAAGAUGCGGACGUUGGUCAAAGGCGCGGACGAUGUUGUGCAGCAUAGUUUUUCUAGACAUGCGGACAGUCCGCGUCUUUGUGCAAUGUCUGCACCUACCAUUGACUGUGAAAAACCAUGUGCCGCUACGUCUCGGGCACAGUACAUGAUGCAAAUUUUGUGGCAGUCUGCGUUUACUGCGUUGACGGCGCAGAUGACACGCAAAGAUGUGGACUGUCCAAGUGUCUUGAAAAACUGCAUGCGGACAGUCUGCAGGUACCGUGCUAAUAAUGAAUUUUGCAUCACGUACUGCGUAUGAGACGUAGCGGCAUGUGGUUUAGCAUAGUUAACGGCAGGUGUAGACGACGCGCAAAGACGUGGCCUGUCCAAGUGUCUUGAAAAACUGCAUGAGGACAGUCCGGGGAUCCUGUGCUAAUUACGAAUUUUGCAUCACGUGUACUGCACGUGAGAUGCAGCGGCAUGUGGUUUAGCAUGGUCGACGGCAGAUGUAUAUGAUGCGCAAAGACGCGGACUGUCCAAGUGUCUUGAGAAACUGCAUGCUGACAUUCCGCGGGUACUGUGCUAAUUACGAAUUUUGCAUCAUGUGUACUGCACGUGAGAUGCAGCGGCAUGUGGUUUAGCAUGGUCGACGGCAGAUGUAUAUGACGCGCAAAGACGCGGACUGUCCAAGUGUCUUGAAAAACUGCAUGCGGACAGUCCGCGGGUCCUGUGCUAAUAACGAAUUUUGCAUUACGUACUGCGUGUGAGACGUAGAGGCACACGGUUAAGCAUGGAGAACGGCAGGUGUAGACGACGCGCAAAGAUGCGGACUGUCCAAGUGUCUUGAAAAACUGCAUGCGGACAGUCCACAGGUACUGUGCUAAUAACGAAUUUUGCAUUACGUGUACUGCACGUGAGAUGCAGCGGCACACGGUUUAGCAUGGUCAACGGCAGGUGUAGAUGACGCGCAAAGACGCGGACAGUCCAAGUGUCUUGAGAAACUGCAUGCUGACAGUCUGCAGGUCCUGUGCUAAUUACGAAUGUUGCAUCACGUGCACUACGAGACAUAGCGGCACGUGGUUUAGUAUGGUCAAUGGCAGCUGUAUAUGACGCGGACUGUCCAAGUGUCUUGAGAAACUGCAUGCGGACAGUCCGUGGGUACUGUGCUAAUUACGCAUUUUGCAUCACGUGUACUGUGCGCAACACGUAGUGGCACGUGUUUUAGCGUAUUCAACGGCUGGUGUAGAUGACGCGCAAAAAUGCAAACUGUCCAAGUGUCUUGAAGAACUGCAUGCAGACAGUCCGCAGGUCUGUGCUAAUGACGAAUUUAGUGUCACGUGUACUGUACACGAGGCGUAGCGGCACGUGGUUUAGCAUGGCCAACGGCAGGUGACAAACUUUAACAUUUGGAUUACUGUGGUGUAUUGAACAUGACUUAUGUUGAUUUAAAAAUCAACAAUGUUAAAUUAGUUAGAUGGCUGACAUGGAUAAUGCUUUUCUGAAAUUGCAACAAUGAUUUGUGAUCGUAUUCGAGUAUCAGUUUGAAUUGGUCAACUCGUGGAGUUUAAAGAUAUCUAUAUAAUUUACACUUAAUUUGCAAAGGUUUAGCCCUAAAAUCUGAUCUGAUUAUUGGGUGAUGUGUGUGUUUGUUUCAGAGUUACGGUUCUCAGUCUUCGUCUACGGUGACGUGUUCAUGUGUGAUCAGACGUUAAACACUGAAGAUCUCCUGCAGCUCACGAGGAACAUCUUAUAUGUGGACGCGUUGAGAACUCAUCUGACAUUACCAUUUACUAGAACAAAACUUUAAGAGUUCCAACGAGUAACUUGAACUACACAUUGCCAUAUAAACACGAGUUGGAUGACAUGA